This is a messenger RNA of Corythoichthys intestinalis (scribbled pipefish), 4095 nucleotides long. RefSeq names its product exportin, tRNA (nuclear export receptor for tRNAs) (gene xpot). Gene Ontology annotation, molecular function: small GTPase binding; tRNA binding. The transcript is spliced from 25 exons. Bases 711 to 3638 code for a protein of 975 amino acids. The record is from RefSeq and is a predicted model, not a curated record. Lineage: Eukaryota; Metazoa; Chordata; Actinopteri; Syngnathiformes; Syngnathidae. Gene Ontology annotation, cellular component: cytoplasm; nuclear matrix; nuclear pore. Gene Ontology annotation, biological process: tRNA re-export from nucleus; intracellular protein transport.
AUUUUGAAAAAUGUUCCGGUGUGCUUGAAAAAAAAAAACAAAAAAAGUAGUCUCAAAAGAAUAGGAAUAUGGGCGAAGGCUAAGUUGAUGGGCUGGAAAAAAAAAAAAAAAAAAGGUUGGCCGGAAAAUGCUUUUCAAAAAAUGCUUGCUUUCAACAACACAGACGAAUUCAAUCAUUCGCUGUGGUGUGUUGACGAAGUAUGUGUUGUCGUGGUCCAAGAAAAUUGAGCUCAUUUGCUUCCGGUGACGGCGCUAGACGUCCCCUCCGUUUUGAACAGGAGGGGCCAAUGAACGAGUUGGGACGGUGCGACAUCUUGCACAAAGUCGAAUGGAAAUGCGCCCUAGCGAAAAAGAAGCAGGUUCGUGUCGGCUUCACGCUCCACUCCAGUCCAGUAGGUAGCAGCAACACUCCCGAAUACGACAGACUAGAAGAAGAGCAAAGUCUUCCGGGUCGUUGAACCGUCAACCGGAAGCAAAGGGCGUAGACACGCCGCACGGCACGGCACAGCACUGCACGGCGGCAAGCGACGUUCGCGGCCAGAAAAGCCGAGCUCGGCGACUUCGUUGUAGUUUGCCCGCCGCCGUCAAACGCCGCACCGCACAGCGACAAACGUCACUCGGACGAAGAUGCGCGGAAGCCGCCCCAGGCGGCCCCAGCAGACGAGAGCCGACCCUAAGAGCUAACCCUCCGAGGGCCCGCCGCGGCUAGCAUGGACGAGCAAGCGCUGAUGGGGCUCGACCCCGGCGCCGACGCCCGCUACCGCCAGAGGGCGAUGGCGUACUUCGAGCAACUCAAAGAGUCGCAAGACGCCUGGGAGGUGUGCGCGCAAGCGCUCGCCAAAGGACUCUACGACGACGACCACGUCAAGUUCUUCUGCUUUCAAGUUCUGGAGCAUCAGAUCAAAUUCAGGCACGCCGGACUGAGCGGCGGCCAGCGGCAGCUCCUCCGAGAGACGCUGAUGAAGUGGCUCCAGUCUCAGUUGCCGCGGGCGCAGCCCGAGAAGAUCUUUGUCCGCAACAAAGCGGCGCAGGUGUUGGCGCUGACCUUCGUGGCCGAGUACCCCGCGCUCUGGCCGGAGUUUUUUUUCGACGUCCUGGCGCUGGUCGGCCUCAACCCGCGCGGCGUGGACAUCUACCUGCGCACGCUCAUGGCCGUUGACGGCGAGAUCGUGGACAGGGACGUGGCGCGGGCGCCGGAGGUGACCCGGCGCAACACCUUGAUCAAAGACGCCAUGCGGGAACAGUGCAUCCCCGGCCUGGUGGAGUCCUGGUUCCAGAUCCUGCACGCGUACCAGCUCGGCCACCCCGAGCUCACCUGCCAGUGCCUGGAGGUGGUGGGCGCUUACGUGUCCUGGAUCGACCUGGGCCUCAUCGCCAACGAACGGUUCAUCAACCUGCUGCUGGGCCACAUGUCGGUGGAGGAGCUGCGCGAGGAGGCCUGCGACUGCCUCCUGGAGAUCGUCAACAAGGGAAUGGACCCCGUGGACAAAACCAAACUGGUGGAGUCGCUCUGCACCGUUCUUCAGGCCGCCGGAUUCUUCUACGUCGAGCGGGAGGAGGACGUGGACUUCCUGGCCAAGUUCUCGCGUCUGGUCAACGGGAUGGGACAGAGCCUGGUCGCGAGCUGGACCAAACUGGCCAAGGCCGGCAGCGCCGAGGACGCGGGCGCCGCGCUGGACGCGCUGGAGGCCAAAGUGGCGCUGGCGCUGCGCCUCCUGGCGCACCCCGAUGACGACAUCUCCGCCAACGUGGUGGCUUUCUGCUACGAGUACCUGCACGUCCUCAAACAGCUGCCCGAGCUCAGCGACGGACGCAAGAACAACGCGGAGGUCGGUCCGGUUCGUCGGCCGCCGUCCACCGUUCUAGAUGCCAUCCUGCUGGCCGUCAUCAAGAAGUUGACUUACGACGACGAGUACAACUUUGACAACGAGGGCGAAGACGAGGCCAUGUUCGUGGAGUACAGGAAGCAGCUGAAGAUGCUGUUGGACCGUCUGGCCCAGGUGUCGCCCGAGCUGGUCCUGGGGACCGUCCGGCGAGUCUUCGCCGACACCAUGGGGAAGUGGCAGAGCUCGUCCUUCAUGGAGGUGGAAGUGGCCAUCAGGCUCCUCUACAUGCUGGGAGAAGCGCUGCCCGCCUCGCACGGAGCGCACUUCUCUGGGGACGCCGUCAAGACAGGGGUGCUGCAGGACAUGAUGACCACGUUGGUGACGUGCGGCGUGAGCGGCUACCGGCACACGUGCGUGUCUCUGGAGUUCUUCGAGACGGUCGUCCGAUACGAUAAAUUCUUCGUCGUCGAGCCGCGGCACAUUCCCGACGUUUUGAUGGCUUUCCUGGACCAGCGAGGCCUGAGACACAGCAGUCCCAAAGUCCGCAGUCGAGUGGCCUACCUUUUCUCACGCUUCAUCAAAACACUACACAAGCACAUCACGCCGUUCGUCGAAGACAUCCUGACGCGCAUCCAGGACCUUCUGGAGCUGGCCCCUCCCGACAAGAACUUCCCGGCGCCGCUGACCGGCGACGACCAGCUCUUCAUGUUCGAGGCGGCGGGCGUCCUGAUCGUCAGCGGCGAGAGUCCCGCGGAGCGCAAGCGGGCGCUGAUGCGCGGCCUGCUGGCGCCGCUCGUCGACGCCUUCCGCCCCCUGCUGGACAAACUGGCGGCGGAGACGGACGAGGAGGCCCGGGAGGCCCUCGCCGACUGCCUCGGCCACGCCGUGGCCUUUGUCAGUCGCACCAGCAAGGCCUUCAGCAACAAGCAGACGGUGAAGCAGUGCGGGUGCACGGAAGUCUACCGCGACUGCCUGCUGGCCUUCCUGCCGGCGCUGAGCUGCCCCGUCCAGCGGGGGGCGCUGCGCAGCUGCGUGCGCUCCUUCCUGCACCGCAUGAUCAUCUGCAUGGAGGAGGAGGUGCUGCCCUUCAUCCCCGCCGCGUCCGAGCACAUGCUCAAGGACUGCGAGGCCAGAGACCUGCAGGAGUUGAUCCCGCUCAUCAGCCAGAUCACCGCCAAGUUCAAACGGCAGGUGUCCCCGUUCCUCCAGCGGGUCUUCAUGCCGCUGGUGCUGUGCAUCUUCGAGGCGUUGGCGCGGCCGGCAGACGACAACGACCAGACGGCCGCUCUGGAGAAACAGAUGCUGCGCCGCAGCUACUUCGCCUUCGUCCUGACGGUGGCCGGCAGCGGCAUGAACGAGGUCCUGGUCAACCAGGGGGCGGAGAACGUGGAGCGCGUGGUCUUCACCAUCAUCCAGGGCGCCGUGGACUUCCCCGACCCGGUGGCGCAAAAGACCUGCUUCGCCAUCCUGGCCAGGCUGGUGGAACUCUGGGGCGGCAAGGCCGGCACGGCGGGCUUCGCCGACUUCACGUACAAGCACAUCGUGCCCGCCUGCUUCCAGGCGCCUCUCAAGCCCACCUUCGACCUGUCGGACGCUCAGACCGUGCUGACUUUGUCGGAGGUGGCCGUGACGCUGAAGACGGUCUACGUCAAGCAGGGCCCGGAGCUGUUGGAGUUCCUGCAGCGGGACUAUCUUCCGUCGCUGCGCGUGUCUCCCGAGGUGGCGCAGGAGCUUUGUCACGUCCUGCAGCAACCAGACGCCAAAGUCCUCAAGACCUACCUGAAGGUGUUCUUCCAGCAAGCCAAGCAGUAGCAGGUCAAAGGGCACGGGAAAGGAAGGUCACCGGGGGCGCGGACGACCAGACCGGACUGGACCCAUUUGUCCGUUUUUUUUUUUCUUUAAUCCUUCUCAAAAGGGCUGAAAUGUUUAUUUGUAUUUUUAUUUAAAAGUGGCAAAUAUGCAAACGAGUCAUCAGCGUCUCCGAGGACAAAUAAGCAGCCGGUGUAAAUAAGAUGAGACUAACCACUUUGAUUUGUUCCUUUUUACCGAGCGGUUUUGUGUGAGCAAAAAAUGAAAUACAAUCAUUCAAAAAAAAAAAAAGGAAAACCUCACUCGAGUUAUUUUUUUUUCUCCAUCAUCUUGCACUUGCUCCGGGGUCGGGGCGCGGGGGCAGCACCUUUAACAGGGAAGCCCAGACUUCUCUCUUCCCAGCCACUUCAACCAGCUCUUCCGGCGGGAUCCCAAGGCAUUCCCAGGCCAGCCGAGAGAU